AUGGCCAACUACCACCGGGUUUACAGUUGGAAAGAAACCGACCCCAAGUAUGCUUAUGCAUUCACUGCAGGAUGGGUUUCUGUUGCUCUUACUAUCGCAAUUUUCCGACUCCCCAAUGCUUUACGCUCUCUUUGGCAAGAACCUGGCCGAAUUCAUCCGGCCUUAGCUCUAGGCAUCCGAGAAGGGACUGAGGCGCCUAAAUAUGGGAGCUCUGCACACUCUAUUCCUUCGGCUGGUCGUUCCAAGAUAACAGUAUGGGCAUCUGUGGUUGGUGCAUGGUUGAUGUAUGUUCCCCCCGGUUUCAAGCUCGAUGUCGGGCAGUGUCUUGUUGUAACAUCCUACCUCUUGCUUGCCGCCUUUUGCAUCUUUGAUCACCCUAACCUCUUGAGUUUUCCCAACCGACCAGGCUUCAUCGCUGUUGCCCAAUUCCCCGUUCUUUUCCUCACGGCGGCCAAAUACAACCCGUUAUUUGCAUUUAUCGGGAGAGGACACGACAAGCUUAAUUUUUUGCACCGAUGGGUGGGCCGUGGAGUAUCACUAGCUGUGGCGGUUCACGCUGUGUUCUGGGUGUGGAAGCGCUUCAGGACCGGAAAGGCAUGCAGGUUGUAUACCUAUCAGGCGGAUACAACUGGAAUAGCCGCUACUAUUGUACUGGCCAUUAUGCUAGUGCUGUCGCGCAGCCAGGUCAGAAGACGAUGCUAUGAGUUAUUCUUUGUGUCCCAUGUGGUCGGCACUGUUAUAUUUAUGGUUCUUAUUUUCUUCCAUGUAAAGUGGUAUUUGGCCGGCACUUGGAUUUUGACACCGACGAUCAUUUACGCCCUUGAUCUUGCUUUACGAUCCAUCCGAUUCCGAGUCAAGGACGCAAAGCUUGAGGCAAUUGACGAUCAGAUGACGUUGAUUCAUAUUCAAAAUUGCGGUUCGGGCUGGCGGGCUGGACAACACGUUCAUGUCCGUCUCAUCGCACCGACUGGUGUCUCCAACGAGUCGCAUUCCUUUUCGGUUGUCAAUGCGCCUCGUGCGUCCAAGUUCAAAAACUCAGUUUUCUCACAAUCAGCUCCCCCCGCAACUCCAAACUCGGCAACGCCCCUGAUACAAAACACGGACACACCGAACACGGAAGAGCAAGGCCUUCUCACGCUGGCAGCACGUGUGACAGGUACAUGGACAAGAGACCUAAACUCGCUUGCCCAAACAGGAGUUCCAUCUAUCUUGCAACCCGGUACCGCGCAACCUUUGGCACCGGCUGAAGGCACUCCAGCGGCAGACCUCAAGAGCCCAAUACGUGUACUUGUAGAUGGUCCAUAUGGCGCUCCACCGAAACCUUUAGGAGAACGAGUGGUCAUGGUUUGCGGUGGAUCCGGCGCUGCCUACAUUUUCGGAGUGCUCGCUGAUUGGCUUGACGAAGGAGAUGUGUUUCCCGAGGAUGACGAGGACGAAGACGAGUCGGGCUCGCACCAAUCAUCAGGACCUUCAUGUGUCCACAGUAUUCUUCUUAUAUGGUACAUCCGGGAAGCUCGAUGCGUACGUUGGUUUGCCGACAACCUGCGACGCAUAGGGGCCUUGGCUCGCGCACGAGGAGUCAGCAUCGUUUUGCGGAUUUGCGUAACUCGAGAACAAGGUCGACGGAUCUCCAGCGAGGAUAGCGUCGAUAGUCCUAGUGGAGCGGCCAAGGAUUUCCGGCUUUCUACUCUUUCAGAACUCGAUGCUCGACAGCACUCGUAUAUUGUUACAACCAAGAGCAAGAGUGGACUUUUGGGACUUGGCCUACCUGGAAGCGUUGAGUUUGCGCGCCCUUGCAUUGGUGACAUUGUACAAGAACAGAUCAACGCAUGGGCAGCACCCGAAGUAGACGUCGAGAGCGAAGGAGAUGCAUAUGAGCAGAUUGCAGGAGAGGAGAGUGAUGAUGACGAUGCACAUAGUCUAUCUACUGGAGGUGCAUCCUCUUUGCUCCCUACUGGUGGGCGCAGAGGAACGGGGGUGUUUGUUGUAUGCUGCGGACCCAUGCCAAUGGUUCGUGAGACCAAGGCGGCUGUGGCGCGUCUUCCUGCUCGCGGGAUUCGACGCGCCGGGGGUGUAUGGGUUCAUACGGAGGCUUACGAGCUAUGA
Molecule: messenger RNA, 2106 nt
Organism: Rhizoctonia solani
Lineage: Eukaryota; Fungi; Basidiomycota; Agaricomycetes; Cantharellales; Ceratobasidiaceae
Product: Ferric reductase like transmembrane component
Exons: 5
Coding region: 1-2106 (701 amino acids)
Biological process (GO): intracellular iron ion homeostasis; iron ion transport; copper ion import
Cellular component (GO): plasma membrane
Molecular function (GO): ferric-chelate reductase activity
Source: RefSeq, a predicted model, not a curated record